CUCUACUCUCGAGCUCCAAAAAGAAAAUGGACUCUUCCACAUCGAAGGCCUUCGCAAUCCUCCUCCUCCUCCUCCUCCUCGCCAUCGCUACCCUCCCUCCCCAGCUCGGCACCCCCGCACCGCCGUCGCAGCAAGCGCUCGACUUUGCCUUCCUCCAGAAACCCGGGGGGGGCGUCGCCCCCGCCGCCUGCGCGAGCCCCGCGGCGUCUCAUCCGAACUGGACGACGUGCUUGCUCGGCCGGGCGCUCGCGGCCGGGGAGGAGAGGGGCUACGAGUGCGGCGUGGAGUGGAGCGAGGCGUGCUCGGAGUCGGUGAUGAGGGCGGCGAGGGAGCCGGAGACGGUGAGGUGGCUGAGGAGCGUGCGGAGGAGGAUACACGAGAGGCCGGAGCUGGCGUUCGAGGAGCACGAGACGAGCCUGUUGGUGAGGGAAGAGCUGGAGAGGAUGGGGAUCGAGUACAGGCACCCCUUGGCCGAGACCGGCGUUAGGGCUUGGGUCGGCACCGGAGGGCCGCCCUUCGUCGCCAUCCGAGCUGACAUGGACGCUCUCCCCAUUCAGGAAGCUGUAGAAUGGGAGCAUAAAAGCAAAGUUGCUGGUAAAAUGCACGCAUGUGGGCACGAUGUUCAUGUUGCAAUGCUUCUGGGUGCUGCCAAAAUCCUCAAGAGCCGCGAACAUUUUUUGAAGGGAACGGUAGUGUUGCUAUUUCAGCCAGCGGAGGAAGCUGGGAAUGGAGCCAAAAGGAUGAUAAGAGAUGGUGCCUUAGAGAAUGUGGAAGCCAUCUUUGCCCUCCAUGUGUCCCACGAGCACCCCACCGGCGUGAUCGGCUCGAGGCCCGGCCCUUUGCUCGCCGGCUGUGGCUUCUUCAAGGCUACCAUCACCCGGAAGGCAGCCAGCGCCGGGAGCCCCCGCCCCUCAGUCGACCCGGUCUUGGCUGCCUCGGCCGCAGUGAUCAGCUUACAGGGAAUCGUGUCUCGAGAAGCAAACCCCUUGGACUCGCAGGUAGUUUCUGUGACCUCUUUCAAUGGAGGCAGUGACCUCAACGCGCUGCCGGAGAGCGUCGUCCUGGGCGGUACCUUCAGAGCUUUCUCCAACACGAGCCUCUACCAAGUCAUGCGACGGAUAGAAGAGGUGAUCGUGGAACAAGCCGGCGUGUUCAGGUGCGAGGCGAGCGUGGACUUCUUCGAGGAGGAGGACAUGGUAUAUCUGCCGACCGUGAACGACGACCGCAUGUACGAGCACGUGAGGAAGGUGGGCGCCGAUCUCGUGGGCCGGGGCAACUUCCGGGUGGUCCCGCCCAUGAUGGGAGCCGAGGACUUUUCCUUCUACUCGCACGAGGUCCCCGCUGCCUUCUUCUACAUCGGCAUUCGGAACGAGGCGGUUGGCUCAAUCCACACUGGCCACUCGCCCCACUUCAUGGUCGACGAGGAGGUCCUCCCGGUGGGCGCUGCAGCCCAUGCGGCCAUCGCCGAGAGGUACUUGAUAGAGUAUGGUUGAACCGCGGGGGGGAGCGGGGGGUUGGUUUUGCGGGGAAAGGUCGAUAGACUCUGUGGGUAUUACUUUUCCACUGCGAAAAUGUCAAUUAAAUACUAUUAGCGGUAUAAAAAUCGAUUUAUAACACUAAUUUAUGAAGUGACACAAUGCAUUCUGUAUUUAUCACGUCACUUGUAAAUUGAGUAUUGUAAAUUGGUCUUUGUAUUUCUAGGAUUGUUUGAUUGAGAUCGACUCAAUCACACGUGUGGGCAUCACUUGUUUCUUUGGACACGGCAAAAUAGAGGUUCCCCGAGACUUGUAAAGGGUGGAAGAAUAGGGUUCCUCCUCCAAAGAUUGAAAGUGGUCAGUUUUAGAGGCCUGAAAUUAUGGGAUGAUUUGACGAUGAUCAGGUUUAGGAUUGUGGAAAUUAUGGGAUGAUUUGCUCAUUGUCGUGUUCCUUGGAUAUAUCUUAGUCGAGAAAAUGUCACUUUCC
Messenger RNA from Eucalyptus grandis, 1962 nucleotides. RefSeq names its product IAA-amino acid hydrolase ILR1-like 6. Gene Ontology annotation, cellular component: endoplasmic reticulum. The record is from RefSeq and is a predicted model, not a curated record. The coding region runs from base 27 to 1493 and encodes 488 amino acids. The transcript is spliced from 5 exons. Gene Ontology annotation, biological process: jasmonic acid metabolic process; auxin metabolic process. Lineage: Eukaryota; Viridiplantae; Streptophyta; Magnoliopsida; Myrtales; Myrtaceae. Gene Ontology annotation, molecular function: IAA-Ala conjugate hydrolase activity.